This is a messenger RNA of Laccaria bicolor S238N-H82, 2844 nucleotides long. RefSeq lists its product as uncharacterized. The transcript is spliced from 6 exons. Bases 1 to 2616 code for a protein of 871 amino acids. Gene Ontology annotation, biological process: negative regulation of transcription by RNA polymerase II; positive regulation of transcription by RNA polymerase II. Gene Ontology annotation, cellular component: transcription regulator complex; nucleus. NCBI's taxonomy places the organism in Eukaryota, Fungi, Basidiomycota, Agaricomycetes, Agaricales, Hydnangiaceae. The record is from RefSeq and is a predicted model, not a curated record.
AUGAACGGCAACCGCAAUGGAGACAUGAUACGAGCAAACGCAAACGUUCCACCGCACGGCUUGACCAACCAGUCUUUCAUGCAAAAUCCGCCGCCAAUGGGACAGCAACUGCUAGCUCCGAACCAGAUGGGCAUUCCUCCGGGCACUCCUCCGAUGGCCAUGGUUUCUGGCCCCAAUGGUCAACUUCGAUAUCUGCCUCAACAGCAGGGGCAGCAGCAGCAACAACAACGGAAUUUUAUGCGCCAAAAUACCCAGCCGUUAAACCCGACAGCGGGCUCCACGCCAGCUCAUAUGUCCUCACUCAUCGCCGCUGGUCAAGUCAAUUUCGGCGGAAAUAUGAUACCGCCUGGAAGCAACACCGUGCGUCGUGUAAUCUCCCAGCCCCACAUAAAUCCAUCGGCGCAUAUGCCUCAAGGUGCAUCUCCCAUGGUUAUGAACCCACGCCAACAACAUCAAACGCAACUACAACGACAGCAGCAGCAAAUGGCUAUGUCACCAGACAUGUCCAUGAUGAUGAGGCAGGGAGGGCCUCCUGGCAUGCCUCACAAUCUAACGAGGGCGCCACCUGCUCAAGCCCAACAGGUUAUGAACAGUUUGACCCAUCCUCCGUCCAUGAAUCAGGUUUCGCAUCCCGCUGGAAUGCAGCAAUCCCAUCUCCAAAGUGCGUUUUCAAAUGGCAUGCCUCUGCAACAUCAACCACCAUCAUCACCGAGACCAAAUUCCCUGCCUCCGAAUCAUGCCGCUAGUAUGUCAAUCUCCACGCCAGGUCCAUCGCACACGCCAGUCAACCGAACGAGAAUGACCCCCGAUAAUGCUAACCAGAUGCAGAUGGCGAUGAAUUUUCAAGCCUCACAAGGAUCCAAUUCUCAACGCAUACCACAAGCCCCCGGGCAAUACCCCUUCGAUUCUUCGUCUACCCCUCCCCUUCCAUUGGAUAUCUCACAACCGAUACCCUCUGGCAUGAUGAAUACCCAAGGCAAUACCCCCAACCGCUCUUUUCAUCCGACACCUGCCCAGCAGUUUGAGCAGAUGAAGGAUAUGAGUGAUCCUUAUGGGAAUCAUUUUACCAUGCCUCCUCCGUCCGUCCCCUCUCGACCACCGUCCCACAACAACCCCCAUCCAUUACAACAGCAACAACAACCGUCACAGCAAUCUCCACACCGCCAAUCCCCCCUCCAGCCAGAUCAAAUGAGCAUGCACCCACAAAGACCUCAAUCGCAACCACAAUCCCAGCCCCCCGGAAGGCCUCCAUCUCAAACUGGACUUACACACAGAUCUUCCCAUUCAGCGCUCUCUAAUCAAGGUCUUACGGCGACGGGAAGGCUUCCACUCGCCCAACAAGGCGGGAGUCAUCUGCCACUGGCGUUGGGCAAUGGCCAAGGGCUCAUCCGUCUUCUUCAAUUCAGUGGCAAUCUUUCCAGCGAAAAUCCCAAAAAACUACAACUAUCAUGGUGGAAUGAUCUAGUCAAGGAAUAUUUUACCCCCAAGGCUGUGAUGAAGCUUACAUUGUGGAAGGACAAUGAAAAAGCAGAGGCGAAACCUUUUGAAAUUGGCGUCCCCAUCCUGCCCCGAUUCUUUUUGGUGACUACACAAUCUGGCGUGAAGUCAAUGACUUUAUCAUUGGAUGGCGCGCGAGAACGGAUAUACAGCCAGGGACACGCUGUCGUGGAAUGUGUUACUGCAGUUUGGACCUAUAAGUAUAGCAAUGGGUAUACGGUAACAUUGCGAGGACCUUUGACAGCUCAUGUUGUCAUUGCAUCAACCCAGUCGUCGUCAUCGCAACUUACGGCGGCGCAAGCUUCAUAUCAAUUAAAAUUCGACCAUUUCCAGUUCGACGCAAACCACCACGACAAAUCCAUUGCUCUAGAUUCUAUCGUGGGCCAGCGGCAAUUUGAAGCUCCAAAGAUCCGGCAUGUUGUGAGCCCCACCCCGGGCGGCAGCAGUAUGCAACAACAACAGCGCGAAGAGGACAAAAAAUGGGAGGAACCACGAGUAGUCAUCGAGCACGGGUUUCUUCCAGGUGAACCUGUAAACGCGUUCGGGAUACCGCAGGCCACCAUGCGAUGUCUAGAGUUAGCAGAGAGUGUAGGCGCCAUGGGGGAUCUGAUGAAUUUUUCGAAUGAGAACCAACUUGGUCCUUUAGAGGCGCUCAGCAAAUUUGCCUCUAAGCUUCGGGAAACGUAUCCCAUUCCUCCUUUCCCCUUGGUGAACGGUUUGGCUUAUGGCGGCGUCAUGCCCCAUCCCUUCCAACCCUUCCCCGCCCCCGUCAAUGGUGGUACCACGACAUUGUACUCCAGUGCGCCUCCCUCCAUCACAAACCCAACGUCCGCCGCACAACCUUCUCCACAAAUGAAUUCGCCCCAAAAUACAUCAUCAUCAUCCACCGCCAACUCACCACAAAAACAGCACAAGACAAUACCGCCGCCUGCGCAAACAUCGGGGACGGCUUCGUCGCCUGCCGUGUCAUCCGGGGCGACGAUGAACACCCCUGCUCUGUCCAGCGCUUCGUUGAAGCGAAAACAAGCAGACGCGUCGUCGCCAGCACCCGCUGCUCCCGAUCCACCUUCGAAGCGAGCCACUCGGAAAAGAGGACGGACAACGACAGGUCCCGGAUAAUUUCCUCUUCGUCCUCGUGUUUUUCUUUCAUUUGAAUCUGCCAUAUCUUGCUUUCUGGUUUGAGUUUCGCUAAUUUUUUCGUGUGCUCUUAGAUUGUACCUUACGUUAUCUACAUGGAUCUCUUGCUGGAGACAAUAUGUUUUAUCAUUGAGCUAUUUAUCUCCCCCCCUUGUAACUUGUAUCGCACAGAACAUCUUCCCAACCACAAUGCAAUCAUUGCCACUCGGA